GUCUAUCGAAUCAAAUUGCGGCGCUCUUAAACCAAACAUUGAGAAACUUUAAAAACAAGCCAAAAAAUGAAUUUUAACAGUCAUGUAGAUUCCACUCUCAACACACUUUUAGAAAACACAAAGUUUCUAAAGGAAAUGGAGGCAGUCGUAUCCGAGCUUGAUGUCGAUGGCGAAUACGCAAAACUUAUGGAAGACAGCUCCCAGCGACGCGUGUCGGCAGCAGAGAUUCUAAUCGGGUUGAAGAGCAAACACAAGGCCUUGGAUCAGGAGCUGCGGCAGUGCUCUAACGAGAGCACCACCAUUGAGGAGCUCGAGCGAAACUGGCCUCAGCGGCAGGAGGCCACCGAGAAGAAGACCACGAACGUCAAGAAAACAACUGAGUACAAGAACUUUAAGAAGACCGUGGAGGAAACAUUGACCAUGGGCGAGGGGGUCAAUGGAGGAGCAAGUGGCGAAGGCGACGAUAACGACAUUAUCGUGGAGGACGACAUGGAAACCGGGGGCGAGAUAUUCUCGAUGUAUGAUCCCUGGUCCAAGGCUCUGAUGCGCAAUCCCGUGCGCAACACUCAUUGUCGUCAUCUGUACGAUCGGGAUUCGGUUUUCGCAGUCAUAAAGAAUAACAUAGGCAUUCGCUGUCCAGUCUUAGGAUGUGCCAACAACAAAUACAUCCAGCCAGGUCACCUUGUCCGGGAUCUGAAAGUCCAGAAAAUAGUGCGAGCGCGUAUCGCUGAGGAGGCGCAGGAGCAGGAAGUCUCCUCGUCAGAGGAUGACGACGACGAAAACUGAGCUAUUUAUGUUAUUCAAAUAUUUUUUUA
Drosophila serrata is the source of this 815-nucleotide messenger RNA. RefSeq lists its product as uncharacterized. Gene Ontology annotation, cellular component: Smc5-Smc6 complex; nucleus. Gene Ontology annotation, biological process: protein sumoylation; double-strand break repair via homologous recombination. The record is from RefSeq and is a predicted model, not a curated record. Gene Ontology annotation, molecular function: zinc ion binding; SUMO ligase activity. NCBI's taxonomy places the organism in Eukaryota, Metazoa, Arthropoda, Insecta, Diptera, Drosophilidae.